This is a messenger RNA of Branchiostoma floridae (Florida lancelet), 1001 nucleotides long. RefSeq lists its product as uncharacterized. The coding region runs from base 91 to 867 and encodes 258 amino acids. The record is from RefSeq and is a predicted model, not a curated record. The transcript is spliced from 2 exons. Gene Ontology annotation, molecular function: structural constituent of ribosome. Lineage: Eukaryota; Metazoa; Chordata; Leptocardii; Amphioxiformes; Branchiostomatidae. Gene Ontology annotation, cellular component: mitochondrial small ribosomal subunit.
UUAGCGGAGUAAACAAAAGCGCCUACGCUUGUUAAACACGCUUACGCUUGUUAAAUACAAAAUCCUCGUAUUUACGUACUCUAUAUCACUAUGGGUUGUACGAACACGAAGAAUCAGGUUCACCCGGUGAACAUUAAUGCGGUGCCGCAAUACAGGGAGUCAUGGUAUGAUCGGAAGGUGAGGAAACGGGCCAGAAAGCUCAAUGCCAGCUUGAGGAAGUGCUUCGGACGACAGUCCAAGGUUGCGGGCUCUGAUGAACCCAGUGUGCCGGCAGCAGAAAAGAACGAGGACGCACUGUCAGACACCGUCAGCGUUUCUGACUCUGAGAUCUCAGACGUCUCUACGCUUUGGCUGUCAGAUACUGGUAGUUGCUCGUCGACGUCAUCUUUUGUGCCCCCCGUUGUGUCCGUCACGGAUCUCCCUGCUUCCCCGCCCCAAUUCAAGAUCGACCCGGUUCCACGGGAUGGGAACUGCCUUUUUGAGGCAGCCGCCAGACAACUCGGUAGAGGAGACCCCAGCAUCGCCAUCACCGCACAGCAGCUUCGCGAAGAUCUUGUGCGGUACAUCAGGGCUCACUCUGAGAAGUUUGCCAUAGCUGCAGCUGUCCCGGGCGGUUUCUGGGCGUUUAUACGGGAGCUGAACAACUUAUCCCGGCAGGGCCACUGGUGCUCCGACGUGGCAGACAUCCUGCCAAUCGCUUUGGCUGACUACACCUCGAGAAUAGUCGUCCUGAUCACCGGGAAUCCGGACAUGCCGUACAUCUUCCUGCCGCCAGAGGGCGAGGAGUCAGGCACUCCCCUGUACUUGGCGUACUACAAUAACCCUGGGGGCCAGCAUUACGAUGCCGUCAAGUUAGUGGAAGGCUGAGGGACUGGAUCGGCCUCGGGGUGGGGGGUGGGGGAGCCGGGGUACUGGCCGGGCCGAUUCGUAGCGGGAGGAAAGGGAGUGAAGACGGUCUGAACCGGAGGGAAAGAAAGUACUCAUCAUGGGAUCCGGAGAGU